Messenger RNA from Culex quinquefasciatus (southern house mosquito), 1171 nucleotides. RefSeq names its product protein arginine N-methyltransferase 6. Gene Ontology annotation, cellular component: nucleus. NCBI's taxonomy places the organism in Eukaryota, Metazoa, Arthropoda, Insecta, Diptera, Culicidae. Gene Ontology annotation, molecular function: protein-arginine N-methyltransferase activity. The record is from RefSeq and is a predicted model, not a curated record. Gene Ontology annotation, biological process: peptidyl-arginine methylation.
AACAAAAGUGAUAACAACAAAACAACGUGCUUUCUGUUGCGGCUUUGAAAUUUGAAGGCGCUGUAAUUUUUGCAAUUUUGCGCAAAAAUGGACAUUGAGAACGCAAUCAACGGGACGUACUUCGACAGCUAUGAAGAUUUGGAGAUCCACCGCAUCAUGCUGACGGACAAGCCGCGCCAGGACGCGUACCAGCAGGCCAUCCUCGGCCACCGCGAUCUGUUCGAGGGCAAAACCGUGCUGGACGUGGGCGCCGGAACGGGCAUUCUGUCGGUGUUUUGCGCCCAAGCCGGCGCGAAACGGGUCUACGCCGUUGAAGCGUCCAACCUGGCUCGACUUGCGCGAGAGGUCGUCAAAGAGAACGGGUUUGAGGGGGUCGUUGAGGUGGUUGAGAGUAAGGUGGAGGAUUUUCAGCUGCCGGAAGGUGAGGGGAAGGUGGACAUUAUCGUUUCGGAGUGGAUGGGAUUCUUUCUGCUGCACGAGGGCAUGCUGGAUUCGGUGAUUUACGCGCGGGACAAGUUUUUGAAGCCGAGCGGGUUGAUGUUUCCGGAUACGGCCACGAUUUAUGUGGCUCCGUGCAGCGUGCCGGGCAGGUUCGACGAGUUUGAGAGCUUGUCGGGGGUGAGUUUGCGGUGCUUUGGGCGGGAGUUGCGCAAGCAAAAGUCGGACAAGCCGGAAAUAUUGAACGUGGGGGAUCAGCUGCUUCACGAGGGUCACAUCAUGGCGUGGUUGGAUCUGAAGGAGGUCAGCACGGACGAUUUGAACGAGUUCGACAUGAAGGAGGUGCUGAUCAUCCAGAGGGCGGGCAAGUUCCAGGGCGUUUGCAUUUGGUUCGACUGCAGCUUUCCCAGCGGGAACGCGAGCGAACCGACGAAGGAGGUGAUCCUGAGCACGAAUCCCAACAGUCCGGCGACGCACUGGAAGCAGAGCGUGAUUUUGCUGCCGGAGGAUGCGUGCGAGACGGUGGACAAGCUGGACCCGAUUGCGUUCAGUUUGAGCUUGGCGCGGAAUGCGGAACACCGACGAAGAUACAACCUGCAGCUGACGCUGCUGGACGCGGAAAAGGAAGAGCACAGCUUACCUUGCGAGUGCGUAAUGACCAAGUGCAUCCUUAUGAAGGCCCACCUGCAGUCGAUGGAGGUUGAUCAAUAAAGAGCGAGUGUUUUAAGACGAA